Molecule: messenger RNA, 678 nt
Organism: Necator americanus (New World hookworm)
Lineage: Eukaryota; Metazoa; Nematoda; Chromadorea; Rhabditida; Ancylostomatidae
Exons: 1
Coding region: 1-678 (225 amino acids)
Source: RefSeq, a predicted model, not a curated record
AUGUCGCUGUUGUACCAAAGUUUUAUACUGGAUCGGAUCAUCGCCUUCUUCGAGGAAGAUUUUCUUUCACACGGAGAAGAGAAAAGGCCGCGAAGUUCACAGAGCAAACUUCAAGAAUCAUCAUCGACUGGGACCUCUUCGUUCUGUUUGUCGGCUUUUGGGAAGAUAAAGGUCAUGGACGACAUCGACGAUGAAUAUAAACGGCUUGUAGAACAUCUUCACCACUAUACAAGGAAAGCGAAGAGUUUCAAAACUUCCAAGAGACACCCGUCUCCGAAAACUCUAGAGCUGAUACGUCAGCGUGGAGCAGCACGAGCAGCAGGGAACCAACAACUCACGUCCGAGCUCGCAAGGUUUUGCAGAGAGGCGAUAAAGGAAGACCUUAAAGAGAGAAGAGCAGGAGUGCUGGCUGAAGCUGCAGAGGCGGGAAAAAGCAUCCGCUAUGCCCAUCGAGACUUCGCCAGUUGCAAGACGAGGAUGACUGUCCUCCGGACCCCAGAUGGAACAACUACAGCAUCGAGAAGGGGGAUGAAAAAGGUCAUUCACUGCUACUCAGAUCUCUUCGACAGCCACGUCCACUUGCCUCCUCACCAUCUGAGGGAAGAUGGACAUGUCAUUCCAGAGGUUCUCCCGUCCGGAAUACGACACGCUAUCAUGUCGGUGAAGAAUCGUACUUAA